AUGGCUGUCGGUCCGACCAUCGGCACUGGUUUGUUCGUCGGCGCUGGCCAGGCCCUCGCGGUUGGCGGACCUGCCUCGCUACUCAUGUCGUACAUAAUCCUAUCUCUUUUGACCUUUGCCAUGACCACGAGCGUGGCCGAAGUAUCCAGUCACAUGCCAUCGCAACAUGGCACACUCGUUACCAAUGGCUACCUGUACAUGUCAAGCAGUCUGGCAUUUGCUUCAGCAUACCUCCGCUGGUAUACCCUCGCUUUGUUUGUUCCAUACGAAAUUACAUCGGCGAUGGUCAAUCUUGGCCUAUGGAAACCGGGUUCCACUAUCGCAAUCAGAUUGACUAUCAUCACGACCAUCGUUGUUGGCUUCAACUUUCUGCCAGAAAGACUCUUCAAAAGUUCCGAGCGAGUAUUCACUAUGAUGAAGAUCGGCACAAUGGCGACCCUGUUCGUGCUCUCUGUGGCCCUGGGUCUUGGGGGUGUGGAUGCACAGCCCCCAUGGGGAUUCAAAUACUGGAAAACUCCGGGUGCCAUGAACGAGUAUCUAGUUCGAGGCAUAUGGGGACGACUCCUGGGUUUCUUGCAAUGCCUCCUUGAUGGCUCUAUCGCUUUCACGUUUGCCCCUGAGCUGAUUGUGCACCGAGCGGAAAUGCCAGCAUCACUCGUGCCAGCAUCACUUGGCGAAACAACGAUGCUAAGCGCCGGUAUCGCCGGUAGAGUCACGUCCGACGUUGCUCAAACGGCAUUGCCGUAUAUCAUGAGCUCCCUGGCCAUGGGCGUUAUGGCUCCUUUCAAUGAGACGCGCCUAACGAACAACGGAACAGGUUCUGGGCUUUCCCCUUACCUGAUCGGACUCAGUGAUGCAAAAAUUCAAAUUGUACCUACGAUCGCGAUGAUUGCAAUCCUGCUCUCCGCGGUGGCUUCUGGGCGAUCCUUUUUGUAUCUCUCUUCUCGCACACUUUGUGCAAUGUCAGAGCUCGGUCAUGCGCCCUCGAUAUUUGCCACUCGCAACCGUUGGAAUGUUCCGUAUUUGGCCGUUGUAGCAUCCGCCCUGUUCUGCUGUCUUGCAUUUGCUUCCGUGAAAGUGCCGAGUACCAUCAUGAACACCUAUCUCCUUCGCCUCGUUACGAGCGCCGGUUUCAUUUCCUCGCUUGUGUCAUGCAACAUCCAUCAUCACUUCAAUCGCCGGCUCCGAUUGAACAACAUCACCAAACGGUAUAAUUUCUCUUCACAGCCAGUCGGUACAUACUUCGGGAUGAUCAUCAGUACCCUACUGCUGCUGGGCGGCGGAUUGUGGGCAGGACCGAAGGGAAAUAUUAUUGGGUCCCGAGCAGCCAGACUGAUCACCUCAUAUGUCAAUAUCGGGGUAUUCGGCCUGCUGUUCUUGGUCCAUCGAUUGCAAGACUUUUUGCCCGCUGUCGAAGUUGGAAGACAAGAGGAUCUGGGUGGACACAACCAUGGCGACCAUGAAGGACCAAGAGAUUCUCGGACACAGAAGACAUAUCCGCAUCGGGGGAAACUCGAUGUAAUCCCAGAGGGUUCCGGGACAUUUGAGUUGCGACUCAGCCAGACCACGUUCUCGGAGCCUUGA
Penicillium roqueforti is the source of this 1584-nucleotide messenger RNA. RefSeq names its product putative proline permease. Gene Ontology annotation, biological process: amino acid transmembrane transport. Gene Ontology annotation, molecular function: amino acid transmembrane transporter activity. Gene Ontology annotation, cellular component: membrane. The transcript has a single exon. NCBI's taxonomy places the organism in Eukaryota, Fungi, Ascomycota, Eurotiomycetes, Eurotiales, Aspergillaceae. The record is from RefSeq and is a predicted model, not a curated record. The coding region runs from base 1 to 1584 and encodes 527 amino acids.